Varanus komodoensis (Komodo dragon) is the source of this 2377-nucleotide messenger RNA. RefSeq names its product isocitrate dehydrogenase (NADP(+)) 1 (gene IDH1). Bases 467 to 1714 code for a protein of 415 amino acids. Gene Ontology annotation, biological process: isocitrate metabolic process. Gene Ontology annotation, cellular component: cytosol; peroxisome; mitochondrion. The record is from RefSeq and is a predicted model, not a curated record. Gene Ontology annotation, molecular function: NAD binding; magnesium ion binding; isocitrate dehydrogenase (NADP+) activity. The transcript has 9 exons. NCBI's taxonomy places the organism in Eukaryota, Metazoa, Chordata, Lepidosauria, Squamata, Varanidae.
GUUCACUGGCAGAUCGCUUCCUCCCCACCCUAGAAGCUCUUUCCAAUCUUUCCUGCUUUCCUCCCUCAGUCUCCCUCUCUCUCUUUCUCUCGCCAGCCUGCGUGGGAAGCGCGCAUUGGCGAAGAGGUUUCCUCCCUUCUCCUCUCAAUCCUCUCAAUUGGGAGAUGGGGUUGGCAAAGGCGGGACUACGGGCAGGGCCCUAGGAAGACUGUUCUCAUGAGCCGAAGGAGGCGAGGCUUGAGCCGUCUUGCUUUUAAAGCAGUCCCUUUUUUGAGGAAUUUGCAAAGCAACUGGAAACGACAGCAAUCGCAGUGUCGCCGUGCUCUCUGCUGUUGCCGAGAUCGGCUCUGAAACCUGCCGCGCGAGCAGCAGCGGGACCAGAAAUAGCGCCGCCGAGAUCUGCGGGUUCUGUCACCGGAGACCACCUGAGUCGCUUAGUGAUCUUUACCUAGCCAGGCAGUUCACAAUGUCUAAAAAAAUCCAGGGAGGAUCUGUUGUUGAGAUGCAGGGGGAUGAAAUGACCCGUGUAAUAUGGGAUCAGAUUAAGGAAAAGCUGAUCUUUCCUCAUGUGGAUCUGGAUCUCCACAGCUAUGACUUAGGCAUAGAGAAUCGUGAUGCAACAAAUGACAAGGUCACUGUAGAAGCUGCAGAAGCUAUAAGGAAGUACAAUGUCGGAAUCAAAUGUGCCACAAUCACACCUGAUGAGAAGAGAGUAGAAGAAUUCAAGCUGAAGCAGAUGUGGAAAUCUCCCAAUGGAACAAUCCGAAAUAUUCUGGGGGGCACAGUCUUCAGGGAAGCCAUCAUCUGCAAAAACAUCCCACGACUGAUCCCUGGAUGGACAAAGCCUAUCAUCAUUGGUCGUCAUGCUUACGGAGACCAAUACAGAGCCACAGACUUUGUUGUUCCUGGCCCUGGAAAGGUAGAAAUGGCAUACACACCGAAGAAUGGAGGCCAGCCUGUAACUUACUUGGUUCAUAACUUUGAAAACUGUGGAGGUGUGGCUCUGGGAAUGUACAACCUUGACCAGUCCAUCAGGGACUUUGCCCACAGUUCUUUCCAGAUGGCAUUGUCUAAAGGCUGGCCCCUUUACAUGAGCACCAAAAACACAAUUUUGAAGAAAUACGAUGGGCGUUUUAAGGACAUCUUCCAGGAGAUCUAUGAGAAGGAGUACAAGUCACAGUUUGAAGCCAAAAAAAUCUGGUAUGAGCAUCGGCUGAUUGAUGACAUGGUAGCCCAAGCCCUAAAAUCUGAGGGAGGGUUUAUCUGGGCCUGCAAGAACUACGAUGGUGAUGUGCAGUCUGACUCUGUUGCACAAGGUUAUGGAUCCUUGGGGAUGAUGACUAGUGUCCUGGUAUGCCCAGAUGGGAAAACAGUUGAAGCUGAAGCUGCUCAUGGUACAGUGACUCGUCACUAUCGCUUGUACCAGAAAGGUGAAGAAACCUCCACUAAUUCCAUUGCAUCCAUCUUUGCUUGGACUAGAGGUUUAGCUCACAGAGCAAAGUUAGAUAACAAUGCAGAGCUCAAGAACUUUGCUUCCACCUUGGAAGAGGUCUGUGUAGAAACCAUUGAAGCUGGUUUUAUGACAAAAGAUCUGUCUGCUUGUAUCAAAGGGUUACCUAACGUGAAGCGCUCUGACUACUUGAACACAUUUGAGUUCUUGGAUAAACUUGCUGAAAACUUGAAGGUAAAGCUUUCUUCCCAGCCAAGACUUUAAGCGAAGACUUGAGGAUCAGUCUGAAGAGAAGGCUGCCUGUGUGAUGAAUGAAUUGCCCUCAUGCAGAGCAACACUGCACAAUUUGAGAAGAAAUCAACCUAAAAAUAGAAACAUGUUCAGAACUCUCUCAUCCCCUCAGGUUUCUCUAUGGUUUUCUAUUUUGUUAGAGGGCAUGGGGAAGCACAAAGUACAGGCUUGAUGGCUGUGUCUAUGAAUUAAGCUAUCAUCCCUCUUGCCAGUCACCCCAUCCCAUUCCUGAGGAAUAAACACUUUCAAGGGGUGGGAAUUAGUUCCACAGCAAAUUUUUUAAAUAAUGGAGGAGGCUUUGUUUUCUAUUGGCUAUGGGCUCUCACUGGACUACAGAAGCCCUGCAGAAGAUUUAGCAAACCAUUGUAAUGAAAUUUGAAAACAGAACAUAGCUUGAGAUAGGCAAGGUGCUUGAGAGGAUUUUACUCACCAGGGAGAAAUUCUUCAGGGAAACUGCCACAGUAGGGCAGAGGCAGUCAUUUUGUUUGCUUAUGACUGGUAGAUGAACUAAAGUGUAGGAAUGAUUUGUCUCUUGCUCUCAGGAGUAUGUUAGUACUGAUCUUCAAAUUGUCUAUUAUCAGCCAUAUGAACAUUUUUAUUCUAUCACUUGGGAAUUAAACAUUGUCCCAUCCAUAA